Messenger RNA from Procambarus clarkii (red swamp crayfish), 1920 nucleotides. Lineage: Eukaryota; Metazoa; Arthropoda; Malacostraca; Decapoda; Cambaridae. The record is from RefSeq and is a predicted model, not a curated record.
AUGCGAUUUGCACGCUUUCUGAGGACUCACGGGCCUUGGACAGGGAAACUUUCUCUUUUAAAUGUAGAUGGCGACGUGUUGUACAUCGUUACUGAAGAUGAGGACGUGUUGUACAUCGUUACUGAAGAUGAGGACGUGUUGUACAUCGUUACUGAAGAUGAGGACGUGUUGUAUAUCGUUACUGAAGAUGAGGACGUGUUGUACAUCGUUACGGAAGAUGAGGACGUGUUGUACAUCGUUACGGAAGAUGAGGACGUGUUGUACAUCGUUACGGAAGAUGAGGACGUGUUGUACAUCGUUACGGAAGAUGAGGACGUGUUGUACAUCGUUACUGAAGAUGAGGACGUGUUGUACAUCGUUACGGAAGAUGAGGACGUGUUGUACAUCGUUACUGAAGAUGAGGACGUGUUGUACAUCGUUACUGAAGAUGAGGACGUGUUGUACAUCGUUACGGAAGAUGAGGACGUGUUGUACAUCGUUACUGAAGAUGAGGACGUGUUGUACAUCGUUACUGAAGAUGAGGACGUGUUGUACAUCGUUACUGAAGAUGAGGACGUGUUGUACAUCGUUACGGAAGAUGAGGACGUGUUGUACAUCGUUACUGAAGAUGAGGACGUGUUGUACAUCGUUACUGAAGAUGAGGACGUGUUGUACAUCGUUACUGAAGAUGAGGACGUGUUGUACAUCGUUACUGAAGAUGAGGACGUGUUGUACAUCGUUACUGAAGAUGAGGACGUGUUGUACAUCGUUACUGAAGAUGAGGACGUGUUGUACAUCGUUACUGAAGAUGAGGACGUGUUGUACAUCGUUACUGAAGAUGAGGACGUGUUGUACAUCGUUACUGAAGAUGAGGACGUGUUGUACAUCGUUACGGAAGAUGAGGACGUGUUGUACAUCGUUACUGAAGACGUUGAGAGUAAUGAGAGAAAGAAGAGUGGUGAGAGAAAGGAGAGUGGUGAGAGAAAGGAGAGUGGUGAGAGAAAGGAGAGUGGUGAGAGAAAGGAGAGUGGGGAGAGAAAGGAGAGUGGUGAGAGAAAGGAGAGUGGUGAGAGAAAGGAGAGUGGUGAGAGAAAGGAGAGUGGUGAGAGAAAGGAGAGUGGUGAGAGAAAGGAGAGUGGUGAGAGUAAGGAGAGUGGUGAGAGAAAGGAGAGUGGUGAGAGAAAGGAAAGUGGUGAGAGAAAGGAGAGUGGUGAGAGAAAGGAGAGUGGUGAGAGAAAGGAGAGUGGUGAGAGAAAGGAGAGUGGUGAGAGAAAGGAGAGUGGGGAGAGAAAGGAGAGUGGUGAGAGAAAGGAGAGUGGUGAGAGAAAGGAGAGUGGUGAGAGAAAGGAGAGUGGUGAGAGAAAGGAGAGUGGUGAGAGAAAGGAGAGUGGUGAGAGUAAGGAGAGUGGUGAGAGAAAGGAGAGUGGUGAGAGAAAGGAAAGUGGUGAGAGAAAGGAGAGUGGUGAGAGAAAGGAGAGUGGUGAGAGAAAGGAGAGUGGUGAGAGAAAGGAGAGUGGUGAGAGAGAGGAGAGUGGUGAGAGAAAGGAGAGUGGUGAGAGAAAGGAGAGUGGUGAGAGAAAGGAGAGUGGUGAGAGAAAGGAGAGUGGUGAGAGAAAGGAGAGUGGUGAGAGAAAGGAGAGUGGUGAGAGAAAGGAGAGUGGUGAGAGAAAGGAGAGUGGGGAGAGAAAGGAGAGUGGUGAGAGAAAGGAGAGUGGUGAGAGAAAGGAGAGUGGUGAGAGAAAGGAGAGUGGUGAGAGAAAGGAGAGUGGGGAGAGAAAGGAGAGUGGUGAGAGAAAGGAGAGUGGUGAGAGAAAGGAGAGUGGUGAGAGAAAGGAGAGUGGUGAGAGAAAGGAGAGUGGUGAGAGAAAGGAGAGUGGUGAGAGAAAGGAGAGUGGUGAGAGAAAGGAGAGUAGUGAGAAAGAUAUAAGAUACCUAACAUAG